This is a messenger RNA of Dracunculus medinensis (Guinea worm), 318 nucleotides long. NCBI's taxonomy places the organism in Eukaryota, Metazoa, Nematoda, Chromadorea, Rhabditida, Dracunculidae. The record is from the annotation of a GenBank genome assembly.
AUGACCGUAUGGCUUACGUGCUUCAAAGGGAAAUUCUGCAAUAUUUCGGCCAACAGUGUAUAUGUUCCAAAUUUAUGCGCAGAUGAUAGCGAUAAGGAUAAAUGCAUGUGCAGAUCAUGCUGCCGUUAUGAUGAAUUCGGUAAUGGCGCCGUUAAAAGAGUAUCAGAUAAUUCCUAUGGAGGCGCUGAAACUGGUAACUGUCAUGGAUCAGAGCACGUUAUGGUUCGAGCCAAGAUUCGCAUAAAAUUGACAAAUCGUAAGAAACAACGUAUCCAAAGAUCUUUCAAUGACCUCAAAUUAAAAGAUUCGGGAAUGUAG